CUUUCUCAAAAGGUUUCCUUAUAACACCAGCGGAGAGGGCUUCCAGAUCUGCUGACAACAUUACCUAUAGCUCUUGAAGAGCACCAGCACACAAUGUCUCAACCCCUCACCCGCCGCGGCCCUCUUCAGCCCCACCCUUCACAAGCGUCGACCUUUACUUCAAAAGUUACCGUCGAAUCUGAAGCUGAUGCACGUUUGAGAGAUCACCAUUCCGGGCGCACAGCCCAGAAAACUGCGUUUGGCGGGAAGAGAGGCUCUGCAGCGGUAGGACGGAUUGGAAAGAGGGAGUGGACGAUGAUCGGGGGGAUGGUCGUAGUCGCGCUUUAUGUGAGACUGUACAAGCUUGGCAGGCCGAGCAGUGUCGUCUUUGAUGAAGUGCAUUUCGGAGGUUUUGCCAUGAAGUAUAUCCGGCGCAAGUUCUUCAUGGACGUGCACCCUCCACUGGCAAAACUCUUGGUCACUUUGAGCGCGUGGAUCGGUGGAUUCGACGGGAAGUUUGAUUUCAAAGAUAUUGGAAAGGAUUAUCUUGAACCCGGCGUUCCCUAUAUUACCAUGAGAUUCUUUCCGGCCGCCCUCGGUAUCGCUCUCAUCCCUCUCGCCUUCCUUACUCUUCUCGCUCUUCGUCUUUCACACACUUCUGCACUUCUAGGUGCCCUUCUUGUCACAUUUGAUAACGCCCUCAUCACUCAAUCCCGACUCAUCCUCCUAGACUCCUUCCUCGUCUUUUUCACCGGUCUUACUACCCUUUUCUGGGUUCGCUUCUCCAAUGAUGAUUCUGAAGGCCGAGCGUUCACUAAGCCAUGGUGGAUAAAUUUGCUUUGUACCGGCCUCAGUCUUGGUGCUGUCGUCUCGUGUAAAUGGGUCGGCCUGUUCACUAUUGCCAUGAUCGGCGUCGGAACCCUUCGUCAGCUCUGGCUUCUCCUCGGUAAUCUCAAGGUUACCCCCAGGCAGUACAUCAGACACUUUGCGGCUCGUACGCUGUGCUUGAUUGUGGUACCCUUGACUUUCUAUAUGCUAAUGUUUAGGAUUCAUUUCUGGAUCUUGAACGAAAGCGGAGAUGGAGAUGGGUUUAUGAGCUCGGAGUUCCAGCAUACUUUGCAGGGUCAUGGCAUGGCUGACACUUUUGCUGAUGUUGGUUUUGGUUCAAAGGUGUCCAUCCGACAUGUUAACACCCAGGGUGGUUACCUCCAUUCACACCCUCACCCUUAUCCCGGGGGCUCUAAGCAGCAACAAAUCACUCUCUACCCCCACCGAGACGACAACAACGUUUGGCGAAUCGUUAACGCUUCUGCCCCCGACGGACCGGCCUCUUAUCCCUGGGACGAACUUCCCUUUGAAUAUGUUCUCACCGGCACCAAGAUUCGUCUCGAGCAUGUCACGACCGAAAAGCGCCUUCACUCCCACGACAUUCGACCGCCUGUCAGCGAGGUUGAUUUCCAAAAUGAAGUUUCUGGCUACGGUUUCCCCGGCUUUGCUGGUGAUGCCAAUGAUGAUUUCAUUGUGGAAAUCACCAAGCGCACAAGAGGAAAGAAUGAUAAGCAAGCUAAACACAGGCUCAAGACUCUCCGCAGCGAGUUUAGGCUGAGGCACGCUUUGUCUGGAUGCUACUUGUUCUCGCACAAAGUCAAAUUGCCUGACUGGGGUUACGAACAGCAAGAGGUGACUUGUAACAAGAACCCUACUUGGGAAAACUCUUUGUGGUACAUUGAGACCAAUCAGCAUGUUCAAUUGCCCAUCGACGCUGAGCGAGUUAAUUAUGAGAAACCCAGCUUCUUUGAAAAGUUUUUCGAGCUCAACGCUGUUAUGUGGAGGACCAACGCCGGUUUGACUGAGAGACAUGCUUAUGACUCUCGACCUCAACAUUGGCCUUGGCUCAGGCGUGGUAUUAACUUCUGGGUCAAGGACCACAGGCAAGUUUACCUCAUCGGUAACCCCGUGGUAUGGUGGUCUAGUACUGCCGCUAUCGUUGCUUAUCUCGCCGUGAGAGGGUUCUUGGUUUUACGCGCCCAGAGGGGUUACAGAGACUUGCAUCAACCCAAGCUCGCAUUUUACGACGAUAUUUGUGCUUUCUGCGUCAUCGGCUGGGCACUCCAUUAUUUCCCCUUCUAUCUUAUGCAACGUCAGCUUUUCUUGCACCAUUACCUUCCCGCACUUUACUUUGCCAUCCUUCUUUUCUGCACCGUCUUCGACUAUGCCACAUCUGCGCUCAAACCAAAGAUUAGGACAAACAUUGCUAUUGUGAUUUUGAUCCUUGCACUUUGGAGCUGGAACCAUUGGAGUAGCUUGGCGUAUGCUGGGGAGUGGACUAAGGGCGCUUGUGAGAAUGGCAAGUGGUUGAGGACCUGGGAUUUCUCUUGUAACGACUUUUACGAAAACACUAGCAUGUACAACUCCCAAUCCGCCAUUUCCAGCGAAAAAAUCGCUCCUACCGAUCUCGGCCCCGACUCAGCCACCACUACACUCAUCGAAGAAGUUCCAGAACCUAUCCAAAACGUCUUCCAGCAAGAUCCCCCUCCUGAGGAAAAGACAGUUGCACCCGUGGGCCCCGCGCCGGAAGUUCAGAUGGAAGAGUCUUCAGCGGUUUUCAUUCCUAAGGGAGAAGAGGCGCCACUCGCUGAGGAUCUGAGAGCGCCAGUAGGAAAUGAUGCGGGUGAUCCGGCGGUGACGGAUGGGGAGGAUGACGGUGGUUGGCACGGAGGCGCAGAGGAGGGACAACAUCGACAAGAAAAGGACGAAGUGAAGAUAAAGGAAGGUAAGGCGCCUGUGGGUGCCAAGGUUGACAUUCCUGAUAUGGGAUUGGAUGAGGAACAAAAGUUGUUGGUAGAUCAAAUUAUGGAUGAGCAGGAAUAAGCUAGAGACGCCAUUAUUUGAUGCAGAGUCCGUGAAUGUCUUGUCCGAAGAUUGCUUACUGGGAGAUGUAUGCAUUACACAGUGG
Molecule: messenger RNA, 2935 nt
Organism: Cryptococcus deneoformans JEC21
Lineage: Eukaryota; Fungi; Basidiomycota; Tremellomycetes; Tremellales; Cryptococcaceae
Exons: 9
Coding region: 94-2850 (918 amino acids)
Biological process (GO): protein O-linked glycosylation via mannose
Cellular component (GO): endoplasmic reticulum; membrane
Molecular function (GO): dolichyl-phosphate-mannose-protein mannosyltransferase activity
Source: RefSeq, a predicted model, not a curated record